Papilio machaon (common yellow swallowtail) is the source of this 1893-nucleotide messenger RNA. RefSeq names its product proton-coupled amino acid transporter-like protein CG1139. Gene Ontology annotation, cellular component: vacuolar membrane. The transcript has 8 exons. Bases 103 to 1686 code for a protein of 527 amino acids. Gene Ontology annotation, biological process: amino acid transmembrane transport. Lineage: Eukaryota; Metazoa; Arthropoda; Insecta; Lepidoptera; Papilionidae. Gene Ontology annotation, molecular function: amino acid transmembrane transporter activity. The record is from RefSeq and is a predicted model, not a curated record.
GCGUGCGCGCCUUCGCAAUCAUUCGCGAAAGCGCGCGCACGCCGCGCACAUCGCAUCGCAUUCGUGUCUCUCAGUGACAACCUGUGACAUCACUACGACAAAAUGCCGAAAAAUAUUUUAGCGGAAAUGGGCUCCCAGGUGGGAUUGACCCCCGCCGUCCAGAAUAGAAAGGAGGCGGCAGAAUGGGCGCGACGGCACACCGGUCUCAUGGUCAACCCGUCUUUCGAACCGGACGAAUUCGCGCCCGCAAGUCUAGCGCCGAUGAAAGAAGAAAAGAAGCCACCAGGAGCAGACAAAGGGAUAUUCCUUGUUAACAUGAAAGAGAAGAACGUUCAAGAAGUAGAAGAAUAUGAACCAUAUGAGAACAGAGUCGUAGAUCAUCCUACCACGAACACGGAAACACUGCUACACUUAAUGAAGGGCAGUUUAGGAACCGGUAUUUUAGCGAUGCCGCACGCUUUCUCCAAGUCGGGUUACGCAGUGGGAGCUAUCGGCACCGUGGUGAUUGGAGUCCUGUGCACCUACUGCAUCCACGUACUGAUGGACUCUUGUUACGUGCUGUGCAAGCGGCGGAAGGUACCGUCGCUCACAUACACAGCCGCGGCGGAGGCAGCGCUGUCAGAGGGCCCCGACUGGUGCAAGGCUUGCGCACCUUAUGCCGCGCAUAUCGUGAACGCAUUUCUACUAAUCUAUCAGAUUGGCACAUGCUGCGUGUACGUGGUGUUCGUGUCUGAGAACAUUCAGUUCGUGCUGACGAAGCAGUUCGGAAUAGACGUGGCCGUGACUGAUGUUAUGCUAUGGAUCCUCGUCCCUCUCGUACUUAUUAACUGGGUGCGAGAUCUCAAGUACCUCGCGCCGUUCUCCGCUAUCGCCAACGCCGUCACCAUUGUCAGCUUCGGAAUUAUCCUCUAUUACAUAUUCAGAGUUACACCUACAUUAGAAGGCAAAGUACCAGCUGGCAAAAUCGGAGACUUUCCACUUUUCUUCGGAACUGUACUCUUCGCGUUGGAAGCUAUCGGUGUAAUUCUGCCUCUCGAGAAUGAGAUGAAGACCCCCAAGGACUUCGUAGGAAAGUUCGGCGUCCUCAACCGCGCCAUGAUUAGCAUCAUCAUUCUGUACGUGGGCAUGGGCCUGUUCGGCUACCUACAGUAUGGCAACGCCGCCGCUGGUAGCAUUACACUGAAUUUACCAUCAGAAACUGAAAUCCUAGCGAGUGUGGUACAAUGCCUGCUGGCGUUCGCUAUCUUCAUAACGCACGGUCUGGCGUGCUACGUGGCCAUUGACAUCUUGUGGGGCGAGUACGUUGGGCCCCGCAUACACUCCUCGCACCGUACACUCUGGGAGUACGUCUUGAGGACGCUCGUCGUUCUACUCACAUUCGGCAUCGCGGCGGCGGUGCCAGAACUGGAUCUAUUCAUCUCGUUAUUUGGAGCACUCUGUCUCUCGGCGCUGGGCCUGGCCUUCCCAGCCUUCAUCCAGAGCUGCACCUACUGGUACUACGUAUCUGAUUCAGAGCGUAUACGGAUGAUCAUCAAGAACUCAAUCGUUGUAGUGUUUGGUACACUGGGACUCGUUGUCGGAACUUGGACUUCACUAGAGGGCAUCAUUGUCAAGUUUUCCGGACACGGACAUGGAUCCGUUGCUAACACCACUGAGAUUUUCAACCAAACAGUCUUAGCACCGUGAAAUACGUUUGAACAAUGAUUGGGAAAGUGCCAUUAUUUGCAGAAUUGUCCGUGGCACCUUCUAAGUACAAAUAGCGUAUGGGUCGGACAGUAUAGAAAUAGCUUUGCACUUCAUUCCUCUGCAAAUGGAAUAUUACCUCAAAAUAAAUUUUUAUUUACAUAUAAAAUUUUACAGACAAUCGUUAAGUUUUAAAUGUAAUACAAAAAA